This is a messenger RNA of Toxotes jaculatrix (banded archerfish), 2204 nucleotides long. It is a transcript of the gene pdp2, whose product is annotated as putative pyruvate dehydrogenase phosphatase isoenzyme 2. The transcript is spliced from 9 exons. Gene Ontology annotation, biological process: protein dephosphorylation. The record is from RefSeq and is a predicted model, not a curated record. NCBI's taxonomy places the organism in Eukaryota, Metazoa, Chordata, Actinopteri, Toxotidae. Bases 141 to 1670 code for a protein of 509 amino acids. Gene Ontology annotation, molecular function: cation binding; protein serine/threonine phosphatase activity.
CGUUGUGGCACGUCGGCGUUACGUAUGAAGUUGGUGUUUUGACGAUCGGCUUGGUUUUGAUUCAUUCGCAGGGUUACAAAGUUGGUAUGAAUUUGGGUGAUUGAACUGCACAACACUCUGCCGACAUCGUAGUGUUAGAGAUGUCUGGGCGUGUGUACGCCAGCAUCCUUCAGAAAGCUUCAAGCUACACACUGACACUUUCUUCUACUACCCCAUUACAGCCUCGACCAGCCCAACUUUGUCACUUUGUCACUUCCCGAGGGCGACACCUCUCAACUCGCCAGGAUCUUGACUUCCAGCUCAGCCGGGUCCAAAUCAACAGUAUUCUUCGAUCUAAUGAGCAGAUUGUGAAUGUGCCAGAGUUUGAUGUCAGGGGACUCAGUGCUGUGAGAAAGUUUGAAAGUAACCAGCUACCUGCUAACACACCUAAUGAGGACCGACGCAGUGCAGCUACCUGCUUGCAGUCAAAGGGCAUGCUCUUUGGAGUGUUUGACGGCCAUGGGGGUUGGGCGUGUGCCCAGGCUGUCAGUGAGCGACUGCUGUACUACAUAGCAGUUGCAAUGAUGCCAAAACAGAGCCUGGAGGUGCUUGAGAGAUGCAUGGAAGAUGGCAGACCUGUUCCUCCCAUCUUGCAGUGGUACAAACACCAUUCAGACUUCAACUAUCGUGAAUCAGCUUCACUCUACAUCGACCACCUCAGAGUUUUCUGGCAGGAAUUACUGGACAGUGAGGAUCAUGGUGAAGGCAUGAGCCCUCUAGAUGCUCUGGAUUGUGCUUUCAAACGGCUCGACGUUGACAUCUCCUUGGAGGCUCAAGUCCCUCUUUCCAAUGACCUGAUGAAAAGCACAGCUAUACAGGUGGCUUUUGCCGGUUGUACUGCUUGUGUGGCUCAUGUGGGAGCAGACGGGAUCCACGUGGCGAAUGCUGGAGACUGCCGAGCAGUAUUGGGGGUGCGGGAGGAGGACGGUUCAUGGAGCGCUUUACCCCUAUCUCAGGACCAUAACUCACAGAACCAUGCCGAGGUGGAGCGGAUCAGAGCCCAGCACCCACCCUCAGAGAGAGACACGGUGGUCACAGAUGACAGACUGCUUGGGAUUCUGAUGCCCCUGCGUGCGUUUGGUGACGUGAGAUUCAAGUGGAGCUGCGAGUUACAGCAAAGCAUUUUAGCCAGCCUGGAAUCGGGAGUGGAUCUCGACUCUCUCAACCUGUACCAGUACACUCCACCCAACUACAUAACUCCUCCCUACCUGGACGUCACACCUGAGAUAACAUAUCACAAGCUCAGACCACAGGACCACUUCUUGAUCCUCGGCACUGACGGGCUGUGGGAUGAACUAGAUAGUAAGGAGGCUGUACGACUGGUUGGAGAGCACCUGAGUGGAAUUCACCUACAGGCUCCAGUUUCUCCAUCUGAGAGGCAGCUGAAAUUGGGUCAGAUGCAUGAACUCUUACUGAAACGCCGGGCCCGUGCCUCCCCCGCCCUAGACACCAACGCUGCCACACACCUCAUCAGACAUGCACUUGGCACAGGGGAGUAUGGUGAACUGUGCCAGGAGAGACUGGCCUCUAUGCUCGCUCUGCCAGAGGACCUGGCUCGAAUGUACAGGGACGAUAUCACAGCUAUUGUGGUGUAUCUGAACUCUGACCUAGCCAGACCUCACCACAGUUAACAGAAUGUUGUUGUUUUUUUUCUUGAUUUUCUUUUUAUUUUUUUUCACAGUGCUGGACAGAGAUAAAACAUCUUUUGAGAUACAAAUCACAACCUGUUACAUACAUUAAUUUCUAAAUGUUUUUAACUGAAGGGACAGUUUUCAGUGUUUAUUGUGUACAGACACUUUUCUGUUCAGUAGGCUUAUAACAGGUUACAUAUUCAUAACCACAGUACUCAUCAGGUGUAAAUACACAUUUUUUGGCCCUUCAUUGUAUUCAUGACUCACUCUGAUUCUUAGAAGUAAAUACAAGGCUACAGAAUAUUGCACACACUCACUUCCUUGUCUUGUUCCUUGUCUGCAUUUAUGUUUCUAUUUGUCUUGUUUUUUAGACAAUCCGUCUCAAUUUUUUUUUGUUUACGUUUAUGUAAGCUGUGAAUGAUAUUUUUAAAUUUGUGUAAAUGUACUGUCUUUAAUGUGAUUGUCAGAUGUAUUUAAGUUGACACUCAUUGGAAGAAAUUGGUGUAAAUGCUUAAUAUUAAACGACUGAGAAAU